Messenger RNA from Cladocopium goreaui, 912 nucleotides. The record is from the annotation of a GenBank genome assembly. Lineage: Eukaryota; Dinophyceae; Suessiales; Symbiodiniaceae.
AUGGCUUCGGAGAUAGCAUGGCUGCCCUUUUGUCCAAAUGAUCCAGUAGUCAUAGAGAUCUUCAGCUACGGCGUGUUACAGUGUUUGAACUGCAGAGCCUUGGGCUUCUUUGAAGCCACUUGCUCUGCAUGGCGACGCCAGAUCUCUGAGAGUCAACUUUGGCCCAGUUUGUUGCUGAGAGAGCUACCGGUGGAAUUAUCGGAGGACAUGACCUUUGAUGCAGAAGUGAAAACACUUCUUGCUGAACUCUUGGCCUCCAAAUUGGAGCUUUGGCGUGAAAGCACGUUUUUGGAGGACAUACCAGGUUUCAUCCCCUGCAUUCCACAGAAGAUGUGCCUAGACGAUAAGUUGCAGCUCUCAAAGUUGGCGCAGAAAGUUCGGCAGGCCAGGGAUCGAGCCUCUAGAAAUGCGAAGCCUGGGGUUCACUUCUACGGAGUGAAGUUGGUUCACAUCUCGUGGCCAGAUGCCGAUGACUUGCUAAGCAAUGCCAUGGAAUUUGACAACGAGGUUGCAGGACCUUGGCCUCUUGGACUCCGUGCAUGCUUGCAAGUCAGGUGGAUUAGUGACCAUAUCCAGUUCAGAAUACUCCCCUAUGAGCUUGCGCACGCUGACAUGAUGGGCAUUGGACCAAUUCCACCUAUCACGAAGACUCCGCAGGUUUUGACAUUGGAUAUGUGGGCAACUUGCGAGAAGCCGCUGGUUUGUCUGCGUGGCUCCUGUGUCAAAGCCGAUGGACGUUGGUGGGAUGCUCAUGGAAUUAGCGCUGCCCGCAUGGGGCCAGGACUGCUGAGUGCAGCAUUGCAGGAGGGCUUGUGGUGCGUCAUGGCUAUGUCUGACCUCACCCAUGCGCCCUCAUCUGACAAUUACGGGGGCUACAAUUUUCUGAACGGUCUCGGCUUGGAAGCCAUGUAG